Cercocebus atys (sooty mangabey) is the source of this 7468-nucleotide messenger RNA. RefSeq names its product extracellular matrix protein 2, female organ and adipocyte specific (gene ECM2). Gene Ontology annotation, molecular function: collagen V binding; protein binding; heparin binding. Bases 159 to 2114 code for a protein of 651 amino acids. The record is from RefSeq and is a predicted model, not a curated record. Gene Ontology annotation, biological process: extracellular matrix organization; positive regulation of cell-substrate adhesion. Gene Ontology annotation, cellular component: extracellular matrix. Lineage: Eukaryota; Metazoa; Chordata; Mammalia; Primates; Cercopithecidae. The transcript has 10 exons.
AAGUUCAGCAAACACUUUUCAACAUUCCCUUCUGUCCUUUCUUUGUUUUUAAAGAAAGCUCUGAUUUUGUUUCAUUUUCAGCUGGAGACUUAAAUGACACCAAGCAAAGCCUACUUAGUUUAGAUUUCCAGAAAUUAGCUGGUGAAAAAAAAUCAAACAUGAAGAUUGCAGUUUUGUUUUGUUUUUUUCUGCUUAUCAUUUUUCAAACUGACUUUGGACAAAAUGAAGAAAUUCCUAGGAAGCAAAGGAGGAAGAUCUAUCACAGAAGGCUGAGGAAAAGUUCAACCUCAUACAAGCACAGAUCAAACAGACAGCUUGGAACUCCGCAAACAACAAUUUUUACACCAGUAGCAAGAUUUCCUGUUGUUAACUUUGAUUAUGGCAUGGAGGAAAAGUUUGAAUCUUUUUCAAGUUUUCCUGGAGUAGAAUCAAGUUAUAAUGUGUUACCAGGAAAGAAGGGGCACUGUUUGGUAAAGGGCAUAACCAUGUACAACAAAGCUGUGUGGUCCCCUGAGCCCUGCACUACCUGCCUCUGCUCAGAUGGAAGAGUGCUUUGUGAUGAAACCAUGUGCCAUCCCCAGAGGUGCCCCCAGACAGUUAUACCUGAAGGGGAAUGCUGCCCUGUCUGCUCUGCUACUGAACAAAGAGAACCUACCAAUUUACUUCAUAAGCAACUGCCACCUCCUCAGGUGGGAAUGGACCAAAUAGUAAGAAAAGAAGCACUUCAAUCUGAGGAGGAUGAAGCAAUGAAAAAAGAUACAGAGCAAAAGACAGAGACCCCUGAAUCUAGAAAUCAGAGGCAACUUUACAGUGAGGGGGACAGCAGAGGAGGAGACAGAAAGCAGAGGCCUGGAGAGGAGAGGAGGCUGGCACACCAGCAGCAACGCCAAGGAAGGGAGGAGAAGGAGGAGGAUGAGGAGGAGGAGGGUGAGGAGGAUGAGGAGGAGGAGGGUGAGGAGGAUGAGGAGGAGGAGGAAGACGAGGAGGACCCGGUAAGAGGAGAUACGUUCCGAAUGCCCUCUCGAUCCCCACUUCCUGCUCCUCCCAGAGGCACACUGCGCCUGCCAAGUGGGUGCUCUCUGUCCUACAGGACCAUCAGCUGCAUCAGCGCCAUGCUCACCCAGAUACCACCACUCACAGCACCACAGAUAACAAGUCUGGAGCUCACUGGCAAUUCCAUCGCCUCCAUCCCAGAUGAAGCAUUUAAUGGAUUACCAAAUUUGGAAAGGCUUGAUCUGAGCAAAAAUAAUAUCACUUCUCCAGGCAUAGGUCCAAAAGCAUUCAAGCUUCUGAAGAAGUUAACGCGUUUGAAUAUGGAUGGAAAUAAUUUGAUACAGAUUCCUUCAGAAUUGCCAUCUACAUUAGAAGAACUUAAAAUCAAUGAGAACAAUCUUCAGGCUAUUGAUAAAGAAAGUUUAUCAGACUUAUAUCAACUGGUCACCUUAGAACUUGAAGGAAAUAAUCUCAGUGAAGUCAAUGUCAAUCCUUUAGCUUUCAAACCUUUGAAGAGCCUAGCCUAUUUGCGUCUGGGAAAAAAUAAAUUUAGAAUUAUACCACAGGGUCUUCCUGCUUCUAUUGAGGAAUUAUACCUAGAAAAUAACCAAAUUGAAGAAAUAACUGAAAUUUGUUUCAAUCAUACCAGAAAGAUCAAUGUCAUUGUACUACGUUAUAACAAAAUUGAAGAAAAUAGGAUUGCUCCUUUAGCCUGGAUAAAUCAAGAAAAUCUAGAAUCCAUUGAUCUCUCGUACAACAAGCUCUAUCACGUCCCGUCCUAUCUACCCAAGUCCUUGCUGCACCUCGUGCUCCUCGGGAACCAGAUUGAACGGAUCCCUGGCUAUGUGUUUGGUCACAUGGAACCAGGCCUGGAAUACUUGUACCUGUCAUUUAACAAACUUGCUGAUGAUGGCAUGGACCGUGUCUCCUUCUAUGGGGCAUAUCAUUCCCUGAGAGAAUUAUUUCUGGAUCACAAUGACUUAAAGUCUGUACCACCUGGGAUACAAGAAAUGAAAGCACUACAUUUUCUGAGGCUGAACAACAACAAGAUAAGUUGUGUUUCAGAUGCUGUUCUAGAGACAGUGACAAACAGAGCAGAUGGGGCCUUUCCUCUCUGGUAGAGGCAAUAAGCAGGAAACCAAGCAGACAAUUAAGUAAGCAGGCAAGUGCUGUGCAGUCAGAAAAAUGGGUGACAAUGCAAUGAGCACACUGGUGCCUGAUGGCUGCCAGGAGACUACGGCCACCCUCAAUGGCCUGGAGUAACAGCAGAUCCAGACCCGUGCCAGACCCUGCAGGCACACUGUGGGCUUGCUGUGCAUGUCUCUUCUCACCUCUGCUCUGGCAGCAGAAUCCCAAAGAAAAAUGAAAAUCGGAAUGACCGACUGAAGCUUUUUUUCUUAAGUGGAAGUUGUACUUAUUUCAACUGAUUUUAUAAUUUUUAAAAUAUGGCUAGCAUGGAACUUGUUCAGCCCUGAAAUUUCAUGAUGUUCUGGAUGGGAAGUUUUAAUUCCAUAAAAAAGUGAUAAAUGUCCUUAUAGCAAACACUCUUCACAAUAUAAUGUACUAAAAAACAGAUGUUCUGUUUGGCUUCAAAAAUUACACUAUAAUUACUAACACACAUAUACACUAAAGAAGUCCUGGUCUAGCCAUGAUCUAAAAAUAUAAAUGGUGUGUCUUGUCUUUGUGUAUAUAUACAAGGAACAGUAUAACUUUGAGAUUUGGCUUAUUAUCAAUAAAAAUAUUAUAAGCAGCACUAAAGAAAUGAUUUAGCGAAAGACAUACAGAACCUGGUAUAAGGAAAUAACUAUACCAGGAACGAAGAGACUUGGGAGCCCAUCUUGUUCUCCAAUAAUUAUACAGUCAUUUUACUUCUUUGGGGUUCAUUUGAUUCAAUUAUAAAAUAACAUGUGUGGAACAGAUCAGUAGUUUUCAGACAAGGUUCACUGGGGUUUCGUGUCACUGAUAAGGAAGUGCACAGACCUCUCUCUUCAAACAAAGCAGCUUUGCUCUCAUCAGAAAGUGUUGACUCCCAUCCCCCUUUUCUUCUUACAAUCAACAAACUAGGUACUAUCUAAAUGACACACUAGGUUUUAAAAUCCAUGAAGAACAUGCCGCCUUCUCUUCCCUUUCUCCAGCUCCGCCUGCAUUCCCGGAGCAUCCAGGCUGAAGAGGCUCGGCCUUAGGAAAAGGCUGCCAGGUUUUCCUUCUGAGCACCAGUGCAGUGGGGUGACAUCAGCCCUGAGCAGACUGCUGGGCCCCCGACCACCUUAAAUGGCUAGUUGACAAGCUCCUGUAGGAACGAGCACCAUGCUGCAAGCUCACCAACCUCCUUGCAGGUCAGGUGAUGACGCUGGGGCUCAGCGAGGGCAGGUGGCACAUGAGAACAACAGGGAAUAUGUGGCUAAGUCUGGACUUCCCCUGCAUCUUCUGACUCUGAGGCUGGUGUUCCUCCUGCUGAACCAAGCUGUCUCUCCAUUAGAGUUUGGAUGGAAAGUCUAGGGCACCCAAGAGUGGCAGGCUGCCUAAUAAAAGGUCCGAACCUGAGUGGCUGAUGCUCAACCGGAGGGUACAGGGCAUGUGGUAUGGCAGGUGUUGCUAACGAGGGGAGGAAGAUACUCAAAACCACCUCUCCUUCAAAUGGCAUCAUCAAAUGGCUCCACGUACAUCUCCUUAGAAGCCAUUCUCAUUAAGUCAAAGUUAAUUACUCCUUAAGAUGAUUGCUUUCAUUAAAACAGAAAAAAACUAUCUACAAUGUUGUACAGUUGAAAUAUGCACGGUGUCCUCUAGUUGUCAUGGACACCUCCAGGGGUCAUCAAGACGAUUAUUCUCAUUCACACAUAAUUAUUCCCGUAACGGUUAAUAAUACGUAUUAUAAAUCUUUAAAUUGACUUGGAAAUGUUAACAAAUUAUGACAAUGUUUGUUUUAAGAUUAUUUUAGACUCGGCAUAAGUAUAUGAAAAUUUAAGCCACAAAUUACAGGUAUAUAGCUAAAGGAUAAAACCCCAAAUUUUUGGUAGCAUAUUUGUGUUAAGCAUAGUGGUUUAGGCAAAAAUGGUUUCUCUAAUUUGACUAAUAUAGGUGGGGAGUAACAAAAGAUGACUGUGAUAUAAUACAGGAUAUAAUUAACACUAAACCAUACAACACAUACACAUGGUUCAGGGGAGAAAGAUCAAUGGACUUUGAAACAGGAAUGUGAAUCAGUGAGGCAAGGAGAUGGAGGGGCUCACGUCUGGGCUCACUGGUCAGGAGUCUAGCCUCAUUAUGGCAGGAAAGGAGAGGCAAGACGAGGGCUCCUCAGGUCAGGAAUUAGACCAGAUUCAAGGCGAUGAGAAAUGCAGCGUACCACUGAAAAAUGCUGAAGCAUGAAGUGUUCCAUGAAAGAAAUAAGUUAAGAAAGGAAAAAGAACUACCCACUGCAAAAAUCUAGAAAGAGAGUGACAGCCUUCAUUGCACAGAUACGAGAGACACCAAAAGGAAUUCAGUGAAUAGUGAUCUUGCCAGAUAAGGGACAGACGGAAAAGAAGGGACUAAAGAAGAAACUGCUGAUUCUCAUAAAGCUGCUGAGAAGUUGAGAGAAAGGGGCCAUCUGUGAGAGAAUGCUGAACUUGGGGUGUCACCAUGAGGGUCAGGCAAGACAAGGAGAGGACAGGAAAGACGGGAGGGUAUGGGGUCAAAGCUGAAUGCACAGGCAAGGACGUACACCUGAAGGGGCCUGACAAGAGAGGGGCAGUUGAGCCAAUCUCUGACGGACGCCGACCCUCAGCUUCAAGGGAGGGACACAGAAGCCAAGUUCACUGCAGUCUCCAUCUGACUUGAGCCUUUCACCUUUCAGAGCCAGGUUCCAAGCACAGGAUGAGUUGCACCUAAAAGCCUAGUUCCUCAGGACCCCAAGCCCCACAAAACCCCCGCCAUUCAGCAGCUGUGCCGCUGCCCAGGACAAACCUGGUAUUAUUAGGUAGAUCUGCAGUGAUUACCUCUUUAGUGUUAUUAGUUAGGUCCUACAUAAUGGUUAUCUGGAAUUAUUAGUUAGGUAUUGAUUACUUCUCUGUGUAUGCGGGUGUUGUACAGUAGCUGGGUUGGGGGAUAUAGCUUGUUUCCCCAAAAAGACUGUAAAACUUAACAGAACAGAGACGACUCAUUUCUUAACCCCCUGAAUUUUGUGCAAAGUAGGUGCUAAAAUGGCUCUUGAAUAAAGAGUUCCAUCUCCUUCAUCUCCCAGUCAAAACUGGUUCGGCUUACGAGUUAUAUUACCCAAAGAGUUGAUAUUAUCCAAAGUUGACAUUACUCCUAAAUAAAAAAGAAAGGAACCUGCAAAAUUUAAGGAUUUUCACAGAAAAACUUAGAAACUGAGCAGAAAAAGAUUUAUAUAGGGUCACAAAAUUAAAAGGGAAUCAUUUAUGUUAUUAAUAUUUCUGACAAGGACCUCAGAAAGCUAAGUAUAUUUUUUAAACAAUUAAGUUAUGCUUUGACAACUGGUAAUACUUAGUAAUCAAUCUGAUUGCUCUGCAUAAUAGCAACACUGACUAUGCCUUCCAAAGCCAUCAUUUAAACAUACCAUAAAUUACUAUGUUCCUAAGAUGCUGACUUAAAAGAAUGAAAUACUCAAAUUCUGCUGUUGAAGUGAAACUUCAAAGGGUGGAGUAAAACCCUUUAUGAUAUUGAUUCCACCUCUUUCCCUUCUUUAGAAAAAGGAUAGAAAAUGUCCUCAUGGCAGAAACAUUUACAGACUGACAGAUGACUGAACUAUUUAUCUAUCCAUGUUUGCAUGUAAAUUCAGAACCUUGAUAGACUUAAAAUUCAAAAAUAUUAAAAGUACCCAGGAAAAGAAGUUUCUGCCCAGCUCUAACUUAACACCAAAUGACCAUUACGGGCCUUAAGCCCCCAAAGUCUGUGAAACAUGGAGAUUCCUCUCUUGUAGUUAAAAAAACAAUAAUGAGUAUCUUGGCUCUGAACUAGAAUCAGUACUAGCCACGGACCUGGCCAAGUUACUUAGAGUUCUAAUUUCUUCGUGCACAAAAUCAGGAAACAACAUGUGCCUCCCAGGGCUGAUGGGAAUACUAAACAAGUGGAUAUCCUGUGGAGGUGCUGGGCAUAGGGCAGACAUAAAAAAAGGUGAGUGUCAAUGUUUCCAGGGAUAAACUACAGGAAACUGGUGAGCAGGAAGUUACUUAACUUGCUCAAGGCUUCCAGGCCUCUGAGUAUGGUGAAUAUUAAUUAUUUAAAAUAACUGAUUUCUUAGAUUGGUGGAAAUACAGUGGAAAAAGGAGUGGGUCUAGUAUACUAAGACAGGGCUCUGCACACAUGCUCUGCAGAGCGCCAGAAGUAAACCCCUUGGACUCUGUGGGCCAGUGGGGGUCCAGCGGGGACCCUGUAACCUUGGCAACAGCAUGGCUCUCCUGAGGAGUAGGUGGGAAAUUAACAGCAAAACCUGAGUUUGACUGCCUUUCUACUGUGUUACUGUAUGAUCACAUCCAGGACACGGAACAGAGUGAACCAUGGUAUACACGAACAUCUGAGCAGGAUCUCCAGGCUGAGGGGGCCAAGAGGGUGAGGAAACUGGAACUCAGAGAGUGUAAAUGACAUCUCAUCAUAAGAUUAAAAAAAAAAAAAAAAUCCUGACCAUAGGAAAGAAAAUUAAGUUUGAUUUGUGUGAUUCACUGUGAUUACUUAUAAUACCUAAAAAAGGGGAAAAUUGUAUUUAAAACAGUCAGCCAAACUAGAGAAGUAUCUGAUCAAUGAGCCUGUCCUAUAAAUGAAUUCUUCCCUUAGAAAUAACCCCUGAAUGAGUCUCCAACGGUACAGCAAGACAGUCUGCACUGGCAAACCCAGGCCUUUCCAUCUGUAGCCCAUGUGGCAAGCUUUGGGCAGAGGCUUCCCUAGCAAGUUUGAUCCUUUCGUAUUCAUUUCUGGCCCUAUGACUAUCAGCUCAAUUGAAACUAGUCCAACAGAAUCAAAGGCAUUUGUAAAAGGUUUUAAGAGGAAAAUCUCCUGCAAACUGUGUAAUCCUGAAUUAGUCCAUGUUUGAUUCUACAUGUCUUAAGGCUUCAGCUUAUGACAUGUCUUUUACUACAAGGUGAACAGGAGCAUUUGAGAAUGUAAGCCCUGCUGGAGUUCAGUCUGUCACAUACUGUUAUUUGCAAAGGAAUAAAUGUUCUAAACUCAGUAAGUAAACUUUAGUGGUGAUACAACUAAAUCAUAAAGGCAUGACCAUUUCUUCUGUGAAGUUAUGUUCCCUUUUCUAUAUGAAAGUGGAUAAAAUUAAAACUUAGUCUAGCGUAUUUUUUCCUUUGUAUAAAAUGUGAAGAAUGUGAAUCCACGCAAGGGAAAGCAGGACUGUAUUAAAAAUAACAUGUGAUUACACUAAAUACGUAUUAGUUUGGAAAAGAAAAGGAAUACAUCAUGUUAUUAAAAUGUCCUGGUGUGUUUCUAAGUAACAGAAUCUCUGUGGUCAAAUAAACUUACAUUAAACUAUCAA